GCGCGGACUCGCGCUGGGACUGACCGACUGACUGACCGACGGGCGGCCCCGGGCUGCGCGUGCUGGAAGAUGAACAGAGCAGAUUCACCAAAACCACCAGUUGCUCCCAAGCCAAAGACUGCCAGUCCCCUCACACCAGUGACAGCACCCAAAUUUCCUUCAUCACCCCGGCCCGAUAGCCUUCCCAGUCCCAACUCCAUGUCUAGGGGGCCGAAACCCCCCAUUGCCCCUAAGCCCAGGCUGGCGACCCCCAGUGAGUGGAGAGCCAGCGUGUACGUGAUCAACAGCUUGAACAAAUGCAGCAACGGGAAGGUGCUCUGUGUUGACAGGGGGCCUUACGAAGAGCGCCAGUCCAACUUGGAGUGCUCGGAGUCUGAGGCUGACGAGGAUUACAUCGUGGUCCCCAGGGCUCCACCGAAAGAGGACGAACCCAGGGACAGCAGCUGCUCUGCAGAGAGUGCUGCCAUGGCCCCUCCAGAUGCCACGGGGGAAGAGGAGUGCAGGGAGGAAGGCGAGGAGAGUGACCCAGAGGGGCUGGGAGCUGCUCCAGCUGAAGUGGUGCUGAGUAGAGAGGCUGACGGAGGCGGGGCCCCCACUCCUGAGAACGUGGAGGCAGAGGAUGGUGCCUGUGACCCUGGGGCAGAGGAGCAGACAUUGACAAGUGAGGAGGAAGAGAAGCGAGUAGAAGAGCACAACGUAUACAACCUGGAGGACAGGGGACCUUGGGAUGGAGAGGCAGUCCUCCCAAGCAAUGACGUCAUUCUCACUCACGUUGAUUUAGAGGGUCCGGAAACUCCCAGCGAGGAGCCUGGGCCCCCUGGGACACCCAGGGAGGCAGAGGAGGGUGGUGGGGAAGGCUCCACCAACACAGAACCAGGGGCUCCAGAAGAAUGUGUGGAUUCCGACAGGCCCUCUGACGGGGAUGCUGACGAUGCCAGCAAGGAACCCACAGAGAAUGAGGACUUGGCCGUGGGUGUCCAGGAGGCGGAGACAACCACUGAUAGCCCUGAAAUCUCUGAGGAGUGUGAGUGUGAAGAUGACCAUGAUGACCAGGAUGAACCACAGGACCAAAAUGAGAAAACUGGCCAAGAAGAAAUAGCAGCCGUCACCCAGGAGGUGGGAGAAGACCCCCGAGAAGGCAGAGACCUGGUGCAGGACGAACCUGCCGAGGAGAGCUGCCAGAUCAUUCCUUUCGAGAGUGACAGUGUGGAUGACUUUGUGACGUCACUCUCGGGAAGUCCCUACGAGUUCUUUCCGACCGAGAGCACCUCUUUCUGUAGCGAGAGCUGCUCUUCUUUUUCCAACUCAGCAAAAGGCUUAGAGUCCGAGCAGGAACCACAGUCAGGAGAAUGUGCAGAGCAGGGCCCCGUUGUUGGAGCUUCCUGUGUCUCUGGGGAGGGCCCCUCUGUCCCUGAGGUAGUGGUUAUGCCAGAGGAUGAGGACGCCGGGGACGAUGCACUCACCAACCCCUAUGAGAUGGGAGUUGACCUGGAGCAUGAGGCUGACCCUGGGGAAGGAGAGAAGCCGGAGACACAGGCUGCAUGUGACACGCUGAGUGGUUAUGGCAUGAAAGAAGAAAUGAACUCCGAUGCUGAGGGAGGCCUGGUCCCCCUCGACAGGAAGAACAUCAUCACGAGGGCCAGGCCCCACUCUGGGAAGGUGGCCGGCUAUGUCCCAGAAACCGUCCCAGAAGAAACCGGACCAGAAGCUGGCUCAUCAGCCAUUGGCAUUAGAGGUGCCACCAAGGAGGCGAGAAAGACAGUUCUGUCGUUGGAGGGGAAACCGCUGGAAGCCAGCAGGGCCUUGCCAGCAAAGCCCAGAGCCUUCACUUUGUACCCCCGAUCGUUCUCCGUGGAAGGCCGAGAGAUUCCGGUCUCCUUGUACCGGGAGUCGGAGGCAUCUGGCUUGGACGACCAUAGGAUCAAAAGGAAAGAUGACAACCUUUCUCUGCCCUGUGUGAUCGGCUCCUCUGGGAGCUUCUCCCAGAGGAACCAUCUCCCAUCCAGUGGCACCUCAACACCCUCUUCUGUGGUUGACAUCCCGCCCCCUUUCGACCUGGCCUGCAUCACCAAAAAGCCCAUCACAAAGAGCUCUCCCUCCCUGCUGAUCGAGAGUGAGCCCCCGGACAAGUAUACCAAGAAGAAGAAGUCAUCCUUCAAGCGGUUCCUGGCACUUACGUUUAAAAAGAAGUCCGAGAACAAAGUGCACGUGGAUGUCAAUGUGUCGUCUUCCAGGUCCUCUUCAGAAUCCAGCUACCAUGGGCCUGCCAGGCUUCUGGAAAUCGACCGCAGGAGCCUCAGCAACUCCCCGCAGCUUAAGGCUCGGACUGGCAAGCUCCGGGCUUCCGAAUCGCCCUCCUCCCUCAUCUUCUACAGGGAUGGCAAGAGGAAAGGUGUCCCCUUCAGCAGGACCGUGUCGAGAGUGGAGUCCUUCGAAGACCGCUCUCGGCCCCCCUUUCUGCCCUUGCCCCUGACCAAGCCGCGGUCCAUCUCGUUCCCUAACGCCGACACUUCAGACUAUGAGAACAUUCCAGCCAUGAACUCGGACUAUGAAAAUAUCCAGAUUCCGCCCCGGAGGCCUGCGAGGGCUGGGACAUUUACGAAGCUGUUUGAAGAUCAGAGCAGAGCCCUGUCCACAGCAAAUGAAAACGACGGCUACGUGGACAUGAGCAGCUUCAACGCCUUUGAGAGCAAACAGCAGAGUGCAGACCAAGAUGCAGAAAGCGCCUACACAGAGCCCUAUAAGGUCUGUCCCAUCUCGGCAGCGGCCCCCAAAGAGGACCUCUCAUCGGAUGAAGAGCAGGGAAGCUCAGAGGAGGAGGACAGUGCUCCAAGAGACCCCAGCCUCACCCACAAGGUAGAAGGACAGUCCAGAGCCCACGUCAUCGCACAGGAACUGCUGUCUUCAGAGAAAGCAUACGUGGAGAUGCUUCAGCACUUACAUCUGGAUUUCCACGGAGCUGUCAUGAGGGCCUUGGAUGAAAUAGACCACGAGAGCAAGGACACAUUGGCCAGGGAGGAGCUGAGGCGCGGCCUGAGUGAACUCCCAGCCAUCCGAGACCUUCACCAGGGGAUCCUGGAGGAGCUGAGGGAGAGGCUAUUGCACUGGGAGGACCAGCAGAAGGUGGCCGAUGUCUUCCUGGCCCGGGAGCAGGAGUUUGAUCACCACGCUGCUCACAUCCUGCAGUUCGACAGGUGUCUGAGUCUACUCAGUGAGAACUGCCUGCAUUCCCCCCGGCUGGCAGCUGCUGUCCGUGAGUUUGAGCAGAGUCAGCAAGGAGGUGGCCAGAACGUGAAGCACCGGCUGCUGCGGGUGGUUCAGCGCCUCUUCCAGUACCAAGUGCUCCUCACAGACUAUUUAAACAACCUUUGUCCGGACUCAGCUGAGUACGAUAACACACAGGGUGCACUGACCCUCAUCUCCAAAGUCACAGACCGCGCCAAUGACAGCAUGGAGCAAGGGGAAAACCUGCAGAAGCUGGUCCACAUUGAGCACAGUGUUCGAGGCCAAGGGGAUCUCCUCCAGCCAGGAAGGGAGUUUCUGAAGGAAGGGACACUGAUGAAAGUAACAGGGAAAAGCAGACGGCCCCGGCACCUGUUCCUGAUGAGCGAUGUGCUCCUAUACACGUAUCCCCAGAAAGAUGGGAAGUACCGGCUGAAGAACACGUUGUCAGUGGCCAGCAUGAAGGUCAGCCGCCCUGUGAUGGAGAAAGUGCCCUAUGCCCUAAAGAUUGAGACUUCCCAGUCCUGCCUGACUCUAUCUGCCAGCUCCUGUGCUGAGCGAGAUGAAUGGCACAGCUGUCUGAGUAGAGCCCUCCCUGAGGAUUACAAGGCCCAGGCUCUGGCUGCCUUUCACCACAGCGUGGAGAUACGGGAGAGGCUGGGGGUCAGCUUGGGGGAGAGGCCCCCCACCCUGGUGCCUGUCACACAUGUUAUGAUGUGCAUGAACUGUGGCUGUGACUUCUCCCUCACCCUGAGGCGUCAUCACUGCCACGCCUGUGGCAAGAUCGUGUGCCGGAAUUGUUCGAGAAACAAGUACCCCCUGAAGUACCUCAAGGACCGGAUGGCCAAGGUCUGUGAUGGCUGCUAUGGGGAGCUGAAGAAGAGGGGCGGGGAUGUCCCAGGCAUGAUGAGAGAGCGGCCCGUGAGCAUGAGCUUUCCCCUGUCCUCCCCACGCUUCUCGAGCAGUGCCUUCUCAUCCGUCUUCCACAGCAUCAACCCCUCAACCUUCAAGAAGCAGAAGAAAGUUCCUUCAGCCCUGACUGAGGUGGCUGCCUCCGGAGAGGGCUCUGCCAUCAGUGGCUAUCUCAGCCGGUGCAAGAAAGGCAAGAGGCACUGGAAGAAGCUCUGGUUCGUCAUCAAAGGCAAAGUGCUCUACACCUAUAUGGCCAGUGAGGACACAGUGGCCAUGGAGAGUAUGCCCCUGCUCGGUUUCACCAUUGCCCCAGAAAAGGAAGAGGGCAGCAGUGAAGUAGGACCUAUUUUUCACCUCUACCACAAGAAAACCCUAUUUUAUAGCUUCAAAGCAGAGGAUACCAAUUCAGCUCAGAGGUGGAUCGAGGCCAUGGAAGAUGCAAGUGUGUUAUAGCAGUUAUCAAGCAUGUGGACUCAGAAUAAACUCUUAGGUUGAUAUGUGGACCCUUCUAGAAGUCGAUCUGUGUCUCCACUCAUUGGGGCUCACAUCUGGAUUCAGCAUGGAGCCUAAUCCUUUUUUGCUGUAACCCCCUCUCUCACCUUCACAAGUGGAACCCUUAAGGAAUAUUUAUGAACCGCUCCUUUUCUGUUCUCGUGUCUUCCACCCAUCCGACUCCACCCCAACCCAGCAGAAACUAUUUCCCUACCCAGUAGUGAGUUCAAGUUUAGUAACAUGAAGACAUGGAAACAAUAGAAAAAGUACGAUGCAGUACUUAGAAAUGCAGGCUUUUUAGUGGAAACAAGCUUUUACAAUUUUUACUGGUGGUAAACAUGAUCACUUGUCAUAGCAUUGACAUCAGUGCCUCAGGUGA
Molecule: messenger RNA, 5005 nt
Organism: Lynx canadensis (Canada lynx)
Lineage: Eukaryota; Metazoa; Chordata; Mammalia; Carnivora; Felidae
Gene: FGD5
Product: FYVE, RhoGEF and PH domain containing 5
Exons: 21
Coding region: 70-4587 (1505 amino acids)
Cellular component (GO): cytoplasm
Molecular function (GO): guanyl-nucleotide exchange factor activity; metal ion binding
Source: RefSeq, a predicted model, not a curated record